GGGCGUUGCCCGGCAACGCCGCGAGGGGAGAGUCACGUUGGCCGAGCGGGCCAAUGGGAGCGCUCGGAGAGGUGACGGCGUCGCCCGGCAACGCCGCGGGGCGGUCACGUGAUUCGGCGGGGCCAAUGGCGGCGCGCGGGAGGCGGAGGUCGCGGGGAGCAGCCCUCACGUGACCCCUGCGGACCAAUCGGGCGCAGGGGGGCGUGGCGCAGGCGCUGUCAUGGCGGACGGGGAGCGAUCGCCGCUGCUGCCGCCCGAGGCGGGGCCGGGGCCGGGCGGGGCCGCGGCCUCCGGCGGCGGGGGGCCGGGUCCCGGUGAGGGCCCGCCCCCGUACUCGCCAUUGGGCAGCCCCGAGGGGGUGGGGGCGGGGCCCCCGGCGGUCACGUGCCGCGUGUGCCAGCGGCCAAUCAGCGUCGAGGGCAAAACGCAUCAGCACGUGGUGAAGUGCGGGGGGUGCGGUGAGGCCACGCCAAUCCGAACGGCCCCUGGCGGGAAGAAAUACGUGCGGUGUCCGUGCAACUGCCUGCUGGUGUGCCGGGCCUCGGCCCAGCGCAUCGCCUGCCCGCGGCCAUACUGUAAGAGGAUCAUCAACCUGGGCCCGGUGCAGACGGGGGCCCCCAGCCCCGACCCGCCCCCCGGGGGGGUUCGCGUGGCCUGCGCCCACUGCGGGGGACCUUUCCUGUGGGCGGAGCUCCCCGACCGCUCCCUGGCGCGCUGCCCCCACUGCCGCAAGGUGUCUGCGAUUGGCCGGCGGUUCCCACGGCGACGCUGCCUCUGCUGCCUGCUGGGGGCGCUGCUGAUGGGCGGGGCCGCAGCCGGACUGGCGGCUGGAACGUGGUGGCUGUGGCGCCGGGCGCGGUGGGUGCCGGCGGCGUGGGCGGUGCUGGGGGCGGGGGCGGGGGCGUGUCUGCUGCGUGCGGCCUAUUGGGGCUGCGUGCGGGUCAGCCAGCCCCUCCCCCAACGCGCCUGACCACACCCACCCACACGGACACGCCCCUUCGCCACGGAACACGCCCACGGGCGCGGCCGCGUUGGGGACGCGCCUCAGUCGUGAUGACGUCAUGCGGCCACACCCUGUUCGCUAUUGGACAUUUUGGCGAUUUCCGGCCCCGCCCCUUCCUUCAGCAUGGCCCCGCCCCCUCCUGCAUGCCUUGGGCCCAGCCCACCUGUACAUAAGCCCCGCCCCCUGUACAGUCCUAUUUAUUGAACGGCCACGCCCACCACGGGCAGCCUUGUAUGUAAAUAAACCCAAACCCAACA
Messenger RNA from Poecile atricapillus (Black-capped chickadee), 1260 nucleotides. It is a transcript of the gene PIP4P1, whose product is annotated as phosphatidylinositol-4,5-bisphosphate 4-phosphatase 1. The transcript is spliced from 7 exons. Gene Ontology annotation, cellular component: lysosomal membrane; phagocytic vesicle membrane; late endosome membrane. The coding region runs from base 221 to 970 and encodes 249 amino acids. Gene Ontology annotation, molecular function: phosphatidylinositol-4,5-bisphosphate 4-phosphatase activity. The record is from RefSeq and is a predicted model, not a curated record. Lineage: Eukaryota; Metazoa; Chordata; Aves; Passeriformes; Paridae. Gene Ontology annotation, biological process: phosphatidylinositol dephosphorylation.